AUGCGCGUUUCUCUGUCAACAGUGCUCACCGCAGCCUUGGGCCUUGCGUCCUCGAGCAAUGCUUUGAGGAUCCUCAUGGGCAAUGACGAUGGUUUUGGUAGUGGCAACCUGCGCGAGCUUUACAAACUCCUCAAGGAGGCUGGUCAUGAAGUCCUCGUAGUCGCACCCGCCCAACAACAGUCCGGCAAAGGAAGCACUGUUAUCUGGGCCGAGGGGGCGAACCUCACCGUCGCCUCGCAAUACGAUAUUGUUCCUGCCGGAUCCAAGUCAGUGGGCCGCGAUCCCAACGACGAAGACAUAUGGUACUACGACGGCACACCGGCCGCAUGUACCUUUGUCGCCCUCGACUACGUCCUUCCCCGCUACUAUCCUGACUGGCACGGAACUGCCGAUCUUUUCGUCUCAGGCCCCAAUUAUGGCACAAACCUCGGCGCCUUCGUUAUGGGUCUUAGCGGUACGGUCGGGGCAACGUUCGCUGCCGUCUCGCGCAGCAUCCCCGGUAUCGCAACCAGCGCGUCCAACAAAGCAGUACCGUACUUCAACGUCACUGGCCCGAAUCACCCCGCUAUGCUCGCGGCGAAGGUCAGUUUCGAAGUCGUCAAUGAGUUCAUUGAGAACACACCGUCUGGCCAGUCCAUCCUCCCUCUCGGAUACGGCGUAAACGUCAACAUCCCCGAGCUCGUCAACGGCACCACACCACCUGUCGUCAAGACCCGCCUCACAGGGAAUGCAAACACAGACGUCGCCGUGUACAACGAGACCUCAGGUCUGUUCACCUGGGACAACCUCGACCCGGUGGCGGCGGGUAUCAAUGCCGCUUACAAUGGCGACACGAGUCUGCCAGGUGAGACCUGGGUUGUUGCGGGAGGUAGUAUUAGUGUGAGCGUGUUCACAAUGGACUUCAGUGCGCCAGAGACCACAUACACGGAAUUGGUCUAUGGCAAGGUAGAGAGCUUGUUCUCUGGAGGCAAUGGUACAAAGACAGGGUAUAGCAAGAGGAUGAUGGAAGACAGAAUGAGGAAGAGGGGUGUAAUGAUGACAGGAAGGGACGCGUUGUAG
Molecule: messenger RNA, 1059 nt
Organism: Didymella exigua CBS 183.55
Lineage: Eukaryota; Fungi; Ascomycota; Dothideomycetes; Pleosporales; Didymellaceae
Product: acid phosphatase precursor
Exons: 2
Coding region: 1-1059 (352 amino acids)
Molecular function (GO): nucleotidase activity
Source: RefSeq, a predicted model, not a curated record